Molecule: messenger RNA, 696 nt
Organism: Telopea speciosissima
Lineage: Eukaryota; Viridiplantae; Streptophyta; Magnoliopsida; Proteales; Proteaceae
Product: vacuolar iron transporter homolog 4-like
Exons: 1
Coding region: 1-696 (231 amino acids)
Biological process (GO): intracellular manganese ion homeostasis
Cellular component (GO): membrane
Molecular function (GO): iron ion transmembrane transporter activity; manganese ion transmembrane transporter activity
Source: RefSeq, a predicted model, not a curated record
AUGGCAUCAAUAACCGAGUAUGGCAACCAACCUUCAAUGAAGGAAAACACCAAUCCUGAUCAGAUCCCAAGAAAUAACCAUAAUGAUGUUGAGGGACAAAUAGGGCAAGAACCCAAAGAGGAAAUCGAUUACUUGCAAAGGGCACAGUGGCUUAGAGCAGCUGUCCUUGGAGCCAGCGAUGGGUUGGUCUCCACUGCAUCAUUGAUGAUGGGAGUGGGAGCCGUGAGGACAGACGUAACAUCCAUGAUCAUUUCAGGGUUUGCAGGGAUGGUUGCUGGAGCUUGUAGUAUGGCAAUUGGAGAGUUUGUUUCUGUAUAUUCUCAGAGGGAUAUAGAGGUGUCUCAGAAGAAAAGAAACAGUGAAAAUAGAAUUAAAAAUGGAGAUUUAUCUGAUGAGGAUGAGAGCAACAAAGAUAAAUUGCCGAACCCACUUCAGGCGGCCGGUGUAUCAGCGCUUUCGUUCAUGAUCGGAGCGGCGGUGCCGCUAUUAUCCGCAUCCUUUAUACAGGUUUAUGGGGUGCGGUUAGGGGUGUUGAUUGCAUUGUCGAGCUUGGCGUUGGUGGUUUUUGGAUGGGUUGGUGCAGUCUUGGGGAAGGCACCUGUGAAGAGGUCUUGUUUGAGGGUGUUGAUUGGUGGUUUGUUGGCCAUGGCUAUUACCUAUGGAUUAUCCAGGUUGAUUGGCCUUGCUGGACUCUAA